AUGGUUCUGAUCGGAAAGACUGGCAAUGGGAAGAGUACUUCUGGAAACACCAUCCUGAGACGAAAUGUUUUUGAGUCAAAAGUUUCUCCCAAAUCCGUAACAAAAGCUUGCCAGAGAGAAACAGGACAGAUCGAUGGUCGACCUGUUGUUGUGGUCGACACCCCCGGCUUGUUUGACACAUCUAAAACGAUGUCCGCAGACGAAGUUGAGCAGGAGCUUCUGAAAUGCAUCGACAUGUUGUCUCCUGGACCUCAUGUGAUCUUACUGGUGCUGCAGAUCGGAAGAUUUACAGAGGAGGCAAAAGACACUGUGGAGCUGAUCAAGAGAGUUUUUGGUGAAAAUGCAUCAGAUUACAUCAUUGUUCUGUUCACCAGAGGAGAUGAACUGACAAACCAGUCAAUCAGAAGUUACAUAGCAGCUUGUGAUGACUACGUCAGAAAGCUGAUCGCUGAGUGUGGAGGCAGAUAUCACGUCUUCAAUAAUAGAGAUCAGACAAACCACAGACAAGUCAGAGAGCUGAUGGAGAAGAUUGACAACAUGGUGAAGGACAAUGGUGGCAGCUGCUACAAAACAGGGACAAGGUUUGAAAAAGACAUUCAAAAGAUUUUGGAAGAGAUGCGAACAGAAAUGCAACAAAUGAAAGGCCUUGAAAGACGAUACGAGGAGAGAAUUGAAGAGCUAACAAGAAAGGUUGAAGCACAGGGAACAGAAAUGGAAAAGGAGAGAGUCAAACAUGGAGAGGACAAAAAAGAAAUAAUGACUCUCAAAGCAGAAAUAGAGAAUCUGAAGAGUAGGGGAAACAGAAGACAAUGCAUCGUCCAGUAA
This is a messenger RNA of Stegastes partitus (bicolor damselfish), 825 nucleotides long. Its product is annotated as GTPase IMAP family member 7-like. The transcript has a single exon. The record is from RefSeq and is a predicted model, not a curated record. Gene Ontology annotation, molecular function: GTP binding. NCBI's taxonomy places the organism in Eukaryota, Metazoa, Chordata, Actinopteri, Pomacentridae. Bases 1 to 825 code for a protein of 274 amino acids.